CCGGAAGAUAUAUUCUAGACGGAGAAGAGUGCAAAUCGAGAGGGACACAGCAGACGAAAUUUCCUGUGAAAGGUUCCUCACGCGGAGGAACCCGUCUAGACGGGAUCAUGAGCAUGAUGGCAUGACUUGAGCAAGCAACAGCAGAUGAUGACAUCUGACACCGCCAGUAACCCUGGAGGGUCAUGGGGUUACGUGGUUGGUGUAGCUGCAUUUAUGAUCCAGUUUGUGAUCUUUGGUAUUGCCACAUCUUUCGGUGUAUACAACAUUGCCUUGAUUGUGCACUUCCAAUCUUCAGUUGCUGCCACAUCCAUGAUUGGUGCUUUCAACAUUGGACUGCUGCUUGGAGGAGGACCGUUAGCCAGCUAUCUGAUGAGGAAGAUAAGUUACAGGAAAGUGUCUUUCCUGGGAUCUUUCCUCAGCACUAUAGGUCUCCUCCUCUGUCCCUUGGCACCGAACAUCAUCUAUCUGGAUGUAUUUUACGGUGUCGUAACAGGUAUUGGUUUUUGUCUGGUGUAUGUGCCAUCACACACCCUCUCAGGUCUGUAUUUUGACAAGCACCGUAGCCUGGCUACAGGAAUAGUGACCAGUGGAUCGGGUCUAGGAGGAGCUGUCUUCCCAUACAUCUCCAACUUCCUCAUCAAUGAAUAUGGAUGGAAGGGUGCCAUUUUAAUCACGGCUGCUAUCAACAUGAACACUUUUGUAUUUGCUGCAUUGCUUCUACCUGUUCCUGUCUCUAGAAAAACCAAGGAUGCUGAUGUUCCACAAGGAGAUGAGUUGGUAGUCAUGCUGACGGAUACAGCUAAUGAAGUAGUUUAUGAAUCGGCACAAAUGUUAAAUCAAAAUGGUAACAUGGAGAACAAACACAGGGGUAUCAAUGAUACUUUAAUGGAAACAGAACCAGUCUCAAACUCCAAUGAAAAUAUGAGGACAAACUCAGAGCAAUAUAAAAGAGAAAUAAGAAGAAAUGAUUAUGCUUUAACAUCUAAAAGUAUAACAUCAGAAAAGGAAACAAAAACAUGUUACGUUUUAUGUAAUGUUGUUUUCUUGAUUUACUGCAUCAACAAUAUUUUUUGGAACAUGGGUUUGUCAAUGGUAUUUGUGCUUGGUCCAGGAUACUUUACAGAGUUUGAAGUUACUGUUAAGGAAUCCACCAUUUGCUUAAUGUGUUUCAAUGCAGCCAUCACUGUGGGUGGGAUUGUUGGAGGAGGAGUUGGCAACCUCCGUUGUAUCAACAGGAUGGCCUUAUACAUCAUGGCUAACUUCACUACUGGCCUGUUCAUUUUGAUGCUUGCAUUGCCUUUUAUGCACACAUUCCUGGCGAUAUGUUUUGACAUGUUCAGCAUGGGCAUAGUGUUUGGGAUCAUCUUGGGACUACUGGUCGUUGUAACAGCUGACAUAUUGGGAGUACAGGCACUUGGAGAUGGCAUGGGUUAUCUUCUACUUGCAAAUGGAAUUGGCAAUACAGUUGGACCACCCAUUGGCGGCUGGAUAAAGGAUAUGACAGGCUCGUGUACCUUGGCGUUCUAUCUGGCUGGGAUUGCCGCUUUGGUGGGUGGAGGUGUCAUGCUGAUUGCUCCUGUAUGGGAGUACUGUAUGUCCAAGACCAAACAUCCAGCAGAAGAGACACGAGAACAGAGAUGAAGGUCUGAUGACAAGUCCUUAAAUAUAUCAUUUGUACACACAAGAUUUUGUGUAUGUUAUAUGGAAAGAGAAAAGGCUUAUUAUUAUAUUGAAAGUGAAAAGAGUCAAGAAUUUUCUAUUUUAAAUCAUGUGAAUUGAUGUUUUCAUAUAUUUGUAUGUUCAUUUACUGCCUCUUGUAAUUUGGUAAGAUCUGUAUUAGAAUGUAGCCGUACUAUGGCACCUUUCCCACCAAUAGAAAUCUCAACGAUGAAAACUAAUAAUCCAUGUAAGCAUAUUUGAAAAUCUUGGCCUUGGUAACUCUCAAAGGUGAUGAAAUGUGACAAAAUUAUUCCAUGGCUCUUGUUGUAGACAACUACCUCUCUGAAACUAACUCAUUUAAAUAAGAAAUGCCAAAAUAAAAAAGAUUACAGUUUUGUGAUCAACAUUGAACUCAAUAGUAAUUCGAAGUGUAAAAGAGUAGAAUUUACAACCUGAUGGCUUUAGCAGAUGUAAACACAUUUAAGAAAAGACUUGCAUUUCUGAAGACUCUAAGCAUUUCUGAAGACUCUAACCAGGAAAUAAAUGCUUGAGUAUGAGGUUCUUAGGUUCUGGUAUCAUACAGAAAAAAAAAUUGUGUUUUUAUAAUCCCUACAGGUAUUUUGUACCUAAAGUCAAUGGCUGUUACAAGGAUUAUAUCAGGUAUAAAUAGUUUAACCACAAGAGAAACACUAUCACAUGCAGAUGCACAUACUUAAAUGAUCUUAUAUAUAGCUCUUAUUAUAUAAUAAUUUCUGAACCUAAUAACAGUUUGUGGAAAGCAUACUUUUCAUAAAAAUAAACACAUGUAUUGUUGAUAGAUCAAUCUUGUUUAUAGCUCCAAGCAAAUCAAUCUAGUCCCAAAUCUUAUCAAAUGUAUGCUGAAAGCAUAGUUUAAAAAUAAUAUACAUUGUUUGUUUACAAAAUCAACCUAGAAAUCUGAAGUCACAAAAAAGCAGAUUUAAUCAAUUGUUAUUAACUCACUUUACAGUUUAACUUUCACUGUGGCAGUGUUUCUUCCAUUCCAGAAUAUUUAAUAUCAUUUUAUUUGAAGCAUCCAUUGUCCAGGGAAAUAAAAAAAAAAAAAAGGCUACAUUAAAUUAAUUUUGAAUCAUUAUGGCCCAAAGGCCAAGGCUUAUGCUGUGGCGCUGCGUCCAUCCGUCGGCAAUCCGUCCGUCAACUUUUUCAUGUAAACAACAUGAUGACUUCUUUUUACCAGUAAUAACCAAAAGACUUUGAAGCAAGAUAAUUACGAGAACGGUUCCUUGGAUGAAACCCGACAAAGUGUGCGAAAAGAAUUGACCUUAACCCAUAUUCAAGGUCACGGGGGUCAAAUCAGUUAAAACAUUUUAAUGACUUCUUCUCAAUAACCAAGAGGCCCAGGACUUUAUAUUGGGCAUGAAGAAUGCUGGAGUCAUGGCAACUAAAUUAGUGAAAAUGAAUUACCUUGACCUACAUUUAAGGUUACAGGUGUAAAAAAGGGUAAACAUUUUAAUCAACAUUUUCUCAAUAACCAAGAGGCCCAGGGACUUAAUAUUGGGUAUGUAGCAUGCUUGGGUGAAGGGAUUCCAAGUUUGUACAAAUGAAAGACCUUGACCUACAUUCAUGGUCACAAGGGUCAAAUAGGGUUAAAUGUUUACAAGAUUUCUCCUUAAUAACCAACAGGCCCAGUGACUUGAUAUUUUGUUCCUACAUUCAAGGUUACAGGGUUCUAAUAGGCUGAAACAUUUAAACAACUUCUUCUCAAUAACCAAAAAGCUCAGGGACUUGAUAUUUGGUCUGUAGCAUGCAGGAAUGAAGGCUAGGAAGUUUGUUGAAAUGAAUGACUUUGACCAAGAUUUAAGCUUGAAAUAGUUAAAUUGGCCAAUAUAUUUAAAGACGCCUUUCUAUGUAACUGCUAGGCCAUGAGAUCUUAUAUAUGGUCUCUGAUACACUUGUUCUUAUUGAUGUAUAAGCAUAAAAAGGAUCACAGGAUAGCAGGUGAGGGAUUCAGACCCAUUGGGCCCUUGUACCUUUACGGGUCAUGGUGGAGUACUGUUAUUAUUAUAUAAACAGUAACAGCUGGAAAUGAUAUUGCAGGAAAUAACCUCUCCAUUGGUACAAACUGAUGAUGAUCUGUUGAGUGGAAAAGAAGUAUUUGAGGAGUAUAUUUUUAUAUUUUUCAAAGAUACCUCAAGAGUUAAACUCCACAGUAAUUUUUAGGUGUGUUGUGUUGUUAUAACGAUCAUUUUUUGGUACUUUAUAUCCACAGUUUUGUGUGCUUAAAAAACUUGUGCAUAAUACAUGUAUAUUGCCAUAUUAUUGUUAUUUUUAAUUGUUCUUGACAGUUGUUAGUCAUAUUUGAUCGCAAAGUUAUUGUUGUGUUAGUAUUAUAUUAUUGUAGAUUCUUUGUGUCAUAAGUGAUAUCAGUAUACAUAUAUUUUAAAGAUUUUUUACAAUUUAUGCUAGUCAUGUUUUAGUAUCUGAAACCAAAGAGUUAAUUAGUCACAUCACAGGCUUCUAAAAAAAAGGAUCUUUACUUAUACCAAAUGAUAAAAGUUUCAUGACAAUCAAUGUCAACAAUAAUAACAAUUUUGUUUUAAUUGUGUUUAUUAACCUUUGUGGUGCUGAAUUGUCUUCAAUUAGGAUGGCAUUGAGUGCUGAUUUGUUUCAAAAACAAUUUUUUACAAACCAUUUUUUUUUCUUCAUGCUAAAAUAUCAAGAAUGAUCCAAAUGAUAUGUUCCAGACAUUCAAUGGCGGUUUGAAUGUCAAUUUUAUGUAAAAUUUAGCACUUCGUCUGCUAAGCCUGAAAAGUGCAAACUUUACAUGAAAAAACAACACAAGUCCAAAAAACACAAUUAAAAAUAUUAUUUAAUUCUUUAAGAUAUCUUUUAUCUACAUGAGUAAAUAGCACAUAUCUUUUAUUUUAUCAAUAACAAUAAUUAUAACUGAAAUGAUUAAUGGAAUAUGAAAUUUUAUUUCUCAAGGGAGAUAAUUUGAAAUGUUUUUACUCAAGGGAGAUAAUCUGAUUUUUUUUUUUAUUAAAGAGAAAUAACCAUUGUCUUAUCCAGGAAGUUGCAUUUCACUGCAUUUUCAGCUCCUAGAGCUAUUAUAUAAUUACUCCUGAAACUAAACCACAUAUUUAAUAAAGUAAUUUCAUCUGGUAUAAAUUGAACUUUAUAUAGUUCAUAUAAUAAAAUACAUGUUAUACAGAGUGUAAAUAUAAGUUUAUGAUAUAUAUAUACAUGUCUAUUUAUAUGUGUGUGCAUAUGUAUAUCAAUGAAUCCUUAAAUCUGACAUUUCCUUAUUGUAAUACUGAUCACAAAACUUUUUUGUAGAGUUACAAUGUAACUAAAGUUAAUUUAGCAGACAGCACUAUUUCAAAACUUACCCGAGAUCUCAGCAGCAGAGACCAGUUGACUCACAAGCUGUCGUCUGAAAAGCCUGUGCAAUACUGGGUUGGCUGUCUGUUGUUAGUACAAGAUGUACGAGUUGAGCACAGCAAGACCAAGCAUGUGGAAGAAGACCUUUUUCCACUAUUUUAGUGUCCUUCUGUCAAAUCCAGCAUAUGCCACCAUCUGGUCGCAUCUGUCCACAGCACCCAUGUUGUGGUUGUACUCUAAUACACAGUCGGGCUUGGCAAUCAAGUUCCCCUCUGAAUCCCUCUUUGCAGUGUUGACCAUUUUUCCUUAAUAGCAGCAAUAUGGAGAAUAUUUUAACCAAGUAUGAUGAAUUUAUUGUUUCAUUGAAUUUCAUAAUAGGUCAAAUAAUUACAUGUCUUAUCAUAAUAAAAUUACCAUAAUGAUAUCAAUAACUUAAUAUUUGAAUCAACACAGAGUUCAGAAGGAUAUGUUUGUUCAAUGUUUCAAACUGGCACUGAAAUCCAAGAGCAUUUUACAUGGUCCUAUUUUUAAUGACGCGAUACAAUUGAUUGUAUUGUCAUAAUGAUCUUGUUAAGUUGUUACAUUAUGUUAGCAAUGUUUUACCAUGUUUGUUGUGUU
Pecten maximus is the source of this 5637-nucleotide messenger RNA. RefSeq names its product monocarboxylate transporter 12-B-like. The record is from RefSeq and is a predicted model, not a curated record. Bases 145 to 1641 code for a protein of 498 amino acids. Lineage: Eukaryota; Metazoa; Mollusca; Bivalvia; Pectinida; Pectinidae. The transcript has 5 exons. Gene Ontology annotation, biological process: transmembrane transport; monocarboxylic acid transport. Gene Ontology annotation, molecular function: monocarboxylic acid transmembrane transporter activity.